This is a messenger RNA of Capsicum annuum, 1049 nucleotides long. RefSeq names its product disease resistance protein RGA2. Gene Ontology annotation, molecular function: ADP binding. Gene Ontology annotation, biological process: defense response to other organism. NCBI's taxonomy places the organism in Eukaryota, Viridiplantae, Streptophyta, Magnoliopsida, Solanales, Solanaceae. The transcript is spliced from 2 exons. The coding region runs from base 360 to 1049 and encodes 229 amino acids. The record is from RefSeq and is a predicted model, not a curated record.
GGCUUAGCAGUUGGUAGUGCAGUUGGUGGUGCAUUUCUUAAUGUGCUCUUUGAAAAGCUUGCUAGUGGGGUUGAGCUGCUCAAGAUGUUUCAGAAGAAUAAGCAUUAUGAUGAUGGGCUUUCAGAAAAGCUGCGGAGAGCUUUGCGUGGUCUUCAGAUUGUGCUGAGUGAUGCAGAGAAUAAGCAGGCAUCAAAUGAACACGUGAGAGAGUGCUGUGGACUCUGCUGAAAACUUAAUGGAAGAAGUCAAUUAUGAGGCUUUGAAGCUUGAGGUGGAAGGCCAACAUCAAAAUCCUGCAGAAACAUGUAACCAGCAAGUAUUUCGGUUUAUUUCAGAGUGCUGUGGACGGCGCUUGCGUGAUGAUUUUUUUCGUAACAUCAAGGAGAAGUUGGAAGGCACCAUUAAAACAUUGGAGGAUUUGCAAAAGCAAAAUCGGUGACCUUGGCUUACAGAGGUAUUCUGAUUCGGGUAAGAAACUAGAAACUAGACCACCUUCAACUUCCAUGGUUGAACCUGAUGUCUUUAGUAGGCAGAAUGAAAUAGAGCAAUUGAUUGACCGUUUAACGUCUAAGGAGGCAAGUAAAAAGAAUCUGACUGUUCUCCCUAUUGUUGGAAUGGGGGGCUUGGGCAAGACAACACUUGCUCAGGCUGCUUACAACGAUAAGAAGGUGACAGAUCAUUUUAAAUUGAAAGCUUGGAUUUGUGUAUCUGAGACAUAUGAUGCUAUCAGAAUAACAAAAGGCUUACUUCAAGAAAUUGGCUCAUCUAACUCGAAGGUUGAUGACAAUCUUAAUCAGAUGCAAGUUAAAUUGAAGGAAAGAUUAAAGGGGAAGAUGUUUCUUAUUGUUCUGGAUGAUAUGUGGAAUGAAACCUACGACCAGUGGACAGACUUGAGGAAUAUUUUUGAUCAAGGAGGUAUUGGAAGUACGAUCAUUGUGACGACACGUAAAGCGAGUGUUGCCAGGAUGAUGCUAGCUGAGCAAAUUAGCAUGGACACCUUGUCAAUUGAUGACUCUUGGUCUAUAUUUUUUGUAUUUAUAAACAACUAA